AUGGACAACGCUUGCUACCAACUUCCGGUUAAAUUGGCAAAUCCUUCUCUUUUUGACGGCAGGGGUUACUUUGCGGGAAAAUGGAGGCACGAUGCUUCGAACAAGACGUUUUCAGUCACUGAACCUUCCUCGGGUCAAGUUCUUGCUUUCUGUGCCGACUUUUCCCAACGAGAUUUUGUGGAAGCCAUUGAAAAUGCCGAUCAUGGAUUUCGAGAGUAUUUCUCAGGGACUACUGCCAAGCAGAGAGGGUCGCUCCUUCGACAAUGGUGCCAAUUGAUUUUGGAGAAUACGGAAGAUCUUGCAAAGAUACUCUCCCUUGAAAACGGUAAAACUUUGACAGAAUCAAAGGGCGAGAUAGCCUAUGCAGCAACCUUUGUAUCAUGGUUUGCCGAAGAAUCAGUUCGAUCAUAUGGGGAUGUCAUUCCUUCUUCAUAUCAAGAUACAACCGUCUUAACUCUGAAAGAACCAGUUGGCGUAUGCGGAAUCAUCACUCCAUGGAACUUCCCAGCGGCGAUGAUCACCCGUAAGAUUGCCCCUGCUUUUGCGGCAGGCUGUUCGGUCGUCAUAAAGCCGCCAAGUGAGACCCCUUUCACUGCUAUUGCCUUGGUCAAGCUUGCCUUGCAGGCCGGAUUCCCCGCCGGGGUCGUACAUAUUGUACCUACCAAAGAUCGUAACGCGUCUUUGGAGCUCGCCACGCAUCCAAAGAUCAAAAAGCUAAGCUUCACUGGAUCUACAAAUGUCGGAAAGAUGCUCACGAAGCUCGCCGCCGAUACAAUGAAGCGAAUCAGCAUGGAACUCGGUGGGAAUGCGCCGUUUAUUGUGUUCGAGGAUGCAGACCUCGAAAAAGCGGUGGAAGGAGCCUUGAUCUGUAAAUUUCGCUCUUCGGGUCAGACUUGCGUCUGCACAAACCGGCUAUUUGUGCAUCAGAAUGUCCUGGAAGAGUUCACUAAAAGAUCGAUUCAACGAGUCCAGUCAUUCAAAUUAGGCCGUGGAAUCGACGAAGGUGUCACCCACGGGCCUCUUGUCAAUGCCGCUGCUGUGGAGAAAGUCAAAAGUCAUGUGCAAGAUGCAAUCAAGAAGGGAGGUCAACUUCAGUGUGGUGGUGAUGUACCCGCUGGUGGUUCCUCUGGGUACUUCUACCAACCAACCAUCAUCACCAACGCUAAAAAGGAUAUGCUUCUUGCAAACAAUGAAACUUUCGGGCCCGUUGCUGCUAUAUUCUCAUUCUCUUCCGAAGAAGAAGUCAUUGCAUUAGCGAACGACACCGAGGUUGGCCUGGCAGGGUACUUCUUUAGCGAGAACAUCAACCGCGUUCUUCGCGUUGCACAACGACUUGAAUGCGGCAUGAUUGGUGUUAAUACGGGUUUAAUCAGUGCAGCCGAGGCACCGUUUGGAGGCGUCAAAGAGAGUGGCAUCGGGCGAGAGGGAAGCAAAUAUGGACUGGGUGAAUACCAGAAUAUCAAAGCUGUGACGAUUGGAACUUCCCAAAGUAAAUAAUUUCAUUGUCGGAUAAGUUGCUGCAAUUUCCUAUUCUAGGCAUUUAGACCUAGGUAGCUCAAACUCUUGAAUUCAAAGGGAUUUUUCAUGCGUGAGA
Molecule: messenger RNA, 1594 nt
Organism: Aspergillus glaucus CBS 516.65
Lineage: Eukaryota; Fungi; Ascomycota; Eurotiomycetes; Eurotiales; Aspergillaceae
Product: NAD-dependent succinate-semialdehyde dehydrogenase
Exons: 2
Coding region: 1-1497 (498 amino acids)
Molecular function (GO): succinate-semialdehyde dehydrogenase (NAD+) activity
Source: RefSeq, a predicted model, not a curated record